AUGCGUUUACUCAACACAAAGACCUUGAAGUUCCAAGCGUUCGUCCAAAAGAUACCAGAAUAUGUGAUCCUAUCGCACACCUGGGGCGAUGAAGAAGUCACCUUCGGCGGCAUCGACAAGGCUUACGCCAAAGACAUGGCAGGUUGGACGAAGGAGAAGGGUCUCUGGGAGAUUGUGUGCGAGUACUCCGAGGACAACAUCCAGGAAUGA
Trematosphaeria pertusa is the source of this 210-nucleotide messenger RNA. RefSeq lists its product as uncharacterized. NCBI's taxonomy places the organism in Eukaryota, Fungi, Ascomycota, Dothideomycetes, Pleosporales, Trematosphaeriaceae. The record is from RefSeq and is a predicted model, not a curated record. The transcript is spliced from 2 exons. The coding region runs from base 1 to 210 and encodes 69 amino acids.